UGAGAAUUCGAUUUCGGUGCUGUGUAGAUUGGGCUGUUUACGUUGCUUAUCAAUCUUUAAAAAUGAAUAAUUGGUGAUAACUUCAAUGAUUAUUGAGUUAUAAAGUAAAAUUUAGUAAGCUGUUACGUUAUUCGACAAUGCCGGACAUAAAAAUAACUCCACUCGGUGCUGGACAGGAUGUCGGCCGCAGUUGUAUCCUUCUUUCGAUGGGAGGAAAGAACAUUAUGCUGGAUUGUGGAAUGCAUAUGGGUUACAACGAUGAGAGACGGUUUCCCGAUUUUUCGUUCAUCGUUCCGGAAGGUCCAAUUACCAAUCACAUAGAUUGUGUGAUAAUUUCCCACUUUCACUUGGAUCAUUGCGGUGCCCUGCCGUACAUGACCGAGAUGAUUGGGUAUACCGGUCCCAUCUACAUGACCCAUCCGACGAAAGCUAUAGCACCGAUUUUGCUGGAAGAUAUGCGAAAGGUAGCCGUUGAACGCAAAGGAGAGAGCAACUUCUUUACUACCCAAAUGAUCAAGGACUGCAUGAAGAAAGUUAUUGCCGUCACAUUGCAUCAAAGCGUGAUGGUGGACAGUGAGUUGGAAAUAAAAGCAUACUACGCAGGACAUGUGCUGGGUGCUGCUAUGUUCUGGAUUCGGGUUGGAUCGCAAUCGGUUGUUUAUACCGGGGAUUACAACAUGACUCCGGACCGGCAUCUGGGAGCGGCUUGGAUCGAUAAAUGUAAACCAGAUUUGCUCAUCUCGGAAAGUACUUAUGCGACAACCAUUCGGGAUUCGAAGCGUUGCAGAGAGCGAGAUUUUUUGAAAAAGGUACACGAAUGUGUUGCUAAAGGAGGAAAAGUACUCAUUCCGGUGUUCGCUCUGGGUCGAGCUCAGGAAUUGUGUAUUUUGUUGGAGACUUACUGGGAAAGAAUGAACCUCAAAUAUCCGGUUUAUUUCGCUGUCGGCUUGACAGAAAAGGCCAAUAAUUAUUACAAAAUGUUCAUCACUUGGACCAAUCAGAAAAUUCGGAAAACAUUCGUACAGCGCAACAUGUUUGAUUUUAAACACAUUAAACCGUUCGAUAAGGGCUAUAUCGAUAAUCCCGGAGCAAUGGUGGUUUUCGCAACACCUGGAAUGCUUCACGCCGGACUUUCAUUACAAAUCUUUAAAAAGUGGGCACCCAACGAAAACAACAUGGUCAUAAUGCCAGGCUACUGCGUCCAGGGAACUGUGGGUCAUAAAAUUCUCGGUGGGGCAAAAAAAGUUGAGUUUGAAAACCGGCAAGUGAUCGAGGUCAAAAUGUCAGUCGAAUACAUGAGUUUCAGUGCCCACGCGGACGCAAAAGGUAUUAUGCAAUUGAUUCAGUAUUGUGAGCCAAAAAAUGUAAUGUUGGUACACGGUGAAGCGAUAAAAAUGGAGUUUCUAAAGGAUAAGAUCAAAGAAGAAUUCCAUAUCGAUUGUUUUACGCCGGCCAAUGGGGAAACGUGCGUGAUCAGUACUCCGAUCAAGAUUCCUGUGGAAGCAUCACUAUCCAUUCUGAAGGAGGAAGCUAAAAAAUACAACGCAGAACCGCCAGAUCCAAAGCGUCGACGAAUUAUUCAAGGUUUAUUGAUUAUGAAGGACAACAAAAUAUCCCUGAUGAACAUCGACGAAAUCUUUAAUGAGUGUGGCUUGAAUCGGCACGUGAUCAGGUUUAUAUCGAAAGUUAAAAUUGACGAUCCUGGACCAGCUCCGCGAACUAUCGAGAAACUGUACAAUCUGCUCAAUGAGCGAAUGUCGGGUUGGAGUGUUACGAUGAAUGAAAACGGGUCCAUCAACGUGGAAUCAGUGAACAUCAAAAUUGAAAAUGAAGAUCAAGUUCCGGGUCCUCCAGGAUCCACUGCAACACCGGGGGCACUGAUAAACACCACCCCGCAUAAGAUUUGCAGUGUUUCGUGGGUUAACCAGGAUGAGGACCUUGGCAGCUACAUAUUGGGUUUACUGCAAAGUUUGUAACCAUUGUUGUAACUUACAAUGUGCGAAAAUCUUAUCUACGAGAAAUGUUGUAUAUUUUCAAUAAACUUUAAUUUUGCACA
This is a messenger RNA of Malaya genurostris, 2056 nucleotides long. It is a transcript of the gene IntS11, whose product is annotated as integrator complex subunit 11. Bases 138 to 1976 code for a protein of 612 amino acids. The transcript is spliced from 3 exons. Lineage: Eukaryota; Metazoa; Arthropoda; Insecta; Diptera; Culicidae. Gene Ontology annotation, biological process: snRNA processing. The record is from RefSeq and is a predicted model, not a curated record. Gene Ontology annotation, cellular component: nucleus.